This is a messenger RNA of Trypanosoma grayi, 363 nucleotides long. RefSeq lists its product as hypothetical. The annotation marks the transcript as partial. Gene Ontology annotation, cellular component: mitochondrion. Gene Ontology annotation, biological process: iron-sulfur cluster assembly. Lineage: Eukaryota; Euglenozoa; Kinetoplastea; Trypanosomatida; Trypanosomatidae. The record is from RefSeq and is a predicted model, not a curated record. Gene Ontology annotation, molecular function: 2 iron, 2 sulfur cluster binding; iron ion binding; 4 iron, 4 sulfur cluster binding. The transcript has a single exon.
GACCGUCGCUUCUUGCGCCUUGCCAUUGACUCGGGCGGCUGCCACGGUUACGUAUACAAAUUCUCCCUCGAGGCGAACGACUCGUUGGUGCCUGAGGAGGACGUCGUCAUUUCGGAAAGGGACGUUUCGGAGGCUGACAGCGUUAACAACAAUAGCAGCACAAACAACAGGGCAGAGCCCGCACCGCGUGUGGUGGUGGACAAACACUCCGCAUCGAAGUUGCUCUCGGCGGUGAUUGACUUCCACUCGGAGUUGAAAGGGUCGGCGUUCGUGGUGGUGGGCAACGAGCUAGUCGACGAGUCGUGCGCCUGCGCCAUGUCCUUCUCGGUGAAGAAGCAGCCCAGGAAAGAGCGGCGCGAGUAG